CCCACUCGGUUUAAUUGUAGCUAAUUGAUCUUGGGUAUGUUUGCCAGAUUUAUGUUUAGCUUUUGUAUAAAAGUGUAGUAGCCUAUUUGGUCUUUAAAUAAGUUAAAUUUCUCUUGGUAGUAAAAUAAUGGAUGAUACACUAUUUGGAUCAGUGAUGAUGGUGUCAAUACAAGUUUAUUUUUCCAUUUAAGGAAUGAGGUUUGUAAAAGCUGAGGAAUGUAAUAACUUGUUCAUGUCAUUGUAUCUCUGUUGCUGUGACAUGGAGCAGACAACGGGUAGCAAAGCAGUCCUUAAUGUUUUCUGUGGCCACAGUAUGGCCACUAUGACUCUGGUGCAGGUAUGUAAUGGGUUAGAAAAGAUUCAUCUUAUUAGCUUGUAUAACACUUCCCCUGUUCUUUUUAUUCUCAGGGCAUCUUUCAAAUUUCGUGCCUGCGGAGUAGUAUUGCCAAGUCUGGAUUCCAUGUCUUUCCUUGUAAGUAAGCCAGAACGAAUUAGGAGGUGGAUGUCCGAGAAGUUCAUCUUUGAGGGCUUGCGAGAACUGGAACUCUUUGGAGAGCAGCCUCUGGGUGACUCUCGGAGAAAAACCAAUGAAGCAAGCUCAGAAUCAAUAGCAUCUUCCCCCAAAAGGGACACCAUGAGUGGUUAUUUGCCUGACAUUAAUUGUUAUGAGCUACUGACCAUAAUAGGAAAGGGCUUUGAGGAGCUAAUGACUGUGAACCUGGCACGGUAUAAACCAACAGGAGAGUUUGUCACUGUCCGGAGGAUCAACCUAGAGGCUUGCACCAAUGAGAUGGUGGCGUUUUUGCAGGGGGAGCUCCAUGUAUCAAAGUUCUUCAGUCACCCUAAUCUUGUGCCAUAUAAAGCAGCCUUCAUAGCUGACAAUGAACUGUGGGUUAUUACAUCUUUCAUGGCCUAUGGUUCUGCUAAAGAUUUAAUUUGUACACAUUUUAUGGAUGGAAUGAGUGAAUUAGCUAUGGCUUAUAUUCUCCAAGGUGUAUUAAAGGCCCUUGAUUACAUUCACCAUAUGGGAUAUGUUCACAGGAGUGUGAAGGCCAGUCAUGUCCUGAUUUCUGCAGAUGGGAAGGUGUACCUUUCUGGGUUGCGCAGUAAUUUGAGCAUGAUCAGUCAUGGCCAGCGUCUCAAAGUAGUUCAUGAUUUCCCCAAGUACAGUAUCAAGGUACUACCAUGGCUGAGUCCAGAGGUCUUGCAACAGAAUCUCCAAGGCUAUGAUGCAAAGAGUGACAUAUACAGUGUAGGAAUAACAGCUUGUGAACUGGCAAAUGGUCAUGUCCCAUUCAAGGAUAUGCCUGCAACACAGAUGCUCCUGGAAAAGCUCAAUGGUACUGUCCCUUGUCUCUUGGACACAACCACAAUUCCUCCAGAGGAGUUGACCAUGAAACCCUCACACUCGGGGGCUAGUACUGGGCUUGGGGAAGGCAUGGCAGCCAGCAGUGGCAGGGCCUCUAAUGGUGAGGCAGCACUACAUCCAUACCAUCGUACAUUUUCACCUGCCUUCCAUCACUUUGUGGAGCAGUGCCUGCAGAGGAACCCAGACUUGAGGCCAAGCGCAAGUGCAUUGCUGAACCAUCCUUUUUUCAAACAGAUCAAACGUCGGGCGUCUGAAGCACUUCCUGAACUGCUAUAUCCAGUUACACCAAUCACCAGCUUUGAAGGAAUUCAGGCCCAAGAUCCUAGUCAUAUUUUUGGACUGGUUUCCAGUCUGGAGCAGCUUGAGGUGGAUGAUUGGGAGUUCUGAACCUCCAACAAAAGACACCACAGAGAGUGUAGAACUCCUUGUGGCAAGAUUUUCUACAGAGAUGGUUAAUUUAUUUCUCAUAAAACUGUGAUGAAUGUUACAUGGCAGUUUACAUCUCCCUUAGGAAGGUGCUUUAAAUGAUAUUUACAUAGAAACAAGGGCAGAGAGCUGACUGUGGGAAGGGAAGCAUAUGGUAAAGAUGGUGCUAGAGACCUCCAGUUCAGGUUAAGGUAUGGCUGCUUUUACAACAAAUCUCAGUUCAAUCUGUUUGGUGUAGUUUCUGUUGAAGAGUUGAAGGGAGAGGUAGGAUUCUGCUUCGAUGUUCAUGUGCUACUCACAAAGCAUUCUUGUUCAUUCUGACACCUAUGGAAAAUUAGUAGCUUUGCAAAACAAAGAACAAGUAGACUUUUAACAGGUAUAUCCCAUGUUGAACCUGGUCUUGCAUUCUCUUUUCCUCUGGCUAAGCAAAAAUAGGAAUGGAAGAUUAAUCCUAUGGUGCUAAAAGCUUCUGUCGUUAAGUCAGAGGGACAGAGAUCAGUAUUUUCUAGCCAAGACAGCAUUUCGCUGAAGUAAUAUUACUGCUCCACUCAUGGGUCUAUGUAAGGCUGAGUGCUAUGCACUCUUUUCAUUUAUCUUUUUAAAUUAAAUUUCACCUAUUACUUCCAGCAGAGGAUGCGUUUGAUGUUACUUAGCAGUAGCAGACACCUUGUAUCAUCCCUACCUUUUUGCAUGUUCACUGUAUUUUCUUAUCAUAAAAUGCUUUUGUCAGUCUUUAGUUUCUGUCUAGCACAGGUGCUGGCUAUUUUCUUAACUAUUUUUACUUAAGUAAGCACUGAGCCAACCUCUUUCUGUGUUUGGCUAGCUGAAAAGCAGUUGCAAGGCUUGGGUACUUGCCUCAGGCUGCACUUGAACACAAACCACAUUUGUUUUAGUUUUGUUGCCAAUAAAAUAUUUGAUGACGGAA
Messenger RNA from Sceloporus undulatus (fence lizard), 2720 nucleotides. It is a transcript of the gene STRADA, whose product is annotated as STE20 related adaptor alpha. The record is from RefSeq and is a predicted model, not a curated record. Gene Ontology annotation, molecular function: protein kinase activity; protein serine/threonine kinase activator activity; ATP binding. Gene Ontology annotation, biological process: protein phosphorylation. The transcript has 12 exons. The coding region runs from base 194 to 1756 and encodes 520 amino acids. NCBI's taxonomy places the organism in Eukaryota, Metazoa, Chordata, Lepidosauria, Squamata, Phrynosomatidae.